Messenger RNA from Staurois parvus, 1413 nucleotides. NCBI's taxonomy places the organism in Eukaryota, Metazoa, Chordata, Amphibia, Anura, Ranidae. The record is from the annotation of a GenBank genome assembly.
AGUGGGCAAUUUGCCAUAGUAAAGCUGUGCAGAGAGAAGAAGAGUGGCAUAGAAUACGCUGCAAAAUUCAUCAAGAAGAGACAGAGUCGCGUCAGCCGUAGAGGAGUAACCCGGGAGGAGAUUGAACGGGAAGUGAACAUACUACGUGGUAUCCAGCAUCCUAACAUCAUCACAUUGCAGGAUGUAUAUGAGAACAAGACUGAUGUGGUUCUCAUCCUGGAACUGGUUUCUGGAGGAGAACUAUUUGAUUUCCUGGCACAGAAGGAGUCACUAAGUGAAGAAGAGGCUACCAGAUUUAUCAAACAGAUCCUGGAAGGAGUUAAUUACCUGCACACUCGCAACAUUGCACAUUUUGACUUGAAGCCAGAAAACAUAAUGCUGUUGGAUAAAACAAUUCCUGUACCCCACAUAAAAAUUAUUGACUUUGGUUUGGCACACAAAAUUGAAGAUGGAGUAGAGUUUAAGAAUAUUUUUGGUACUCCGGAAUUUGUAGCUCCUGAAAUAAUCAAUUAUGAGCCACUUGGUCUGGCAGUAGAUAUGUGGAGCAUUGGAGUGAUCACCUAUAUAUUGCUGAGUGGAGCAUCGCCAUUCUUGGGAGAGAAUAAGCAGGAGACUCUCUCUAAUAUUACUGCUGUUAACUAUGAAUUUGAUGAAGAAUUCUUCAGCCACACCAGUGAUCUGGCAAAAGACUUCAUCAGGAAGCUUCUUGUGAAGAAUACAAGGAAGCGUCUCACUAUCCAGGAAGCCCUGUCUCAUCCAUGGAUCACAACCCUCCAGUCCAAAGAGGAGAACAAAAUCCAUGAUACAAAGAGAACGGCCAUGAGAAAACUAAAGGCCAAGAGGCUAAAGGAAUACACUAUGAAGUCUCAUUCCAGCAUGCCACCAAACAACACCUACGUUAAUUUUGAGCGCUUUGCUCAGGUAGUUGAAGAUUUGUCUAAUGCAGAAAGAGAGCUCAGCUCAUUGACAGUGAACUAUGACUCAAUGCAGGAAGAUGUGGAGGCCUUGAUAUCUAUCUACAAUGACAAGGAGACCUGGUACAAAGAGGAAAAUGAGAAUGUCAGACACAAUCUGUCCCAGCUCCGUUAUGAGUGUCGUAAAGUGGAAUCUAUGAAGAGAAACCUUCAUCAUGACAUGCUUUUGGUAGAAUCCAGUGUUGUAAAUCUGUCUGGGCGGUACCACCAACUGGAGGUUCAUUAUGAGGCUUUGAGCAAAGAACUAAAAGAGGACAUUAAGCAGAUCCAGGACUUAGUGGGUGGAUUCCACGAUGGAAGUGCCAAUUAUAACUGUGGAAGUUUUGACUCUGUUUUCAGCAGAGAUUUGAGUGAGUCAUUUAUGAACCUUCUGAAUGGCCCACGCAAUGAAGAUCUUUUGCAGAGACUGAAUUUACGAGUAACAGACCCUCGGUUAUAG